UGCUGUAUUACUAAAGAUUUGAGCAAGAUGUACGAUAAACGUGUUUUAGAGUGAGAAUACUAGCCUGCUUGUUUUUCAUGUGCUGCGUGAUGGGGCGUCCAUGUUUUCUUGUUGACACAGUGGACGAAAGACUGACAUGUUUUCUAUGAGAUUGCACAUUCUUUUACAUGUUUUAUCGCGAGAUAUAGUUUUGGAGUCCGUUUGAUUUAAUAAUAUCGACGUUUAAAUCGACAAUGUGAUAUUGGAGAUUUUGACCUUUGCAUUUGUGUACGUUCCAUUUCAGAAUACGCCCCUUUUUGAUGAACAGAACAAAGUAAAAAACUGUUAUAAGACCAACAUCAGAAAUGAAUGUUAAUAUAAUAUUAAUGAUUCUCAAUAAUUCUCAGUUGUGUGUCAUAUUGACUUCUAAAAGGGCAAUUGAAGAUGACCUGAAGUGGCUAUUCAAACAAAUGGGAAAGAACAGUCAUUGACCCUAUUUUGACAAAUAUUGUUGGCUAUAAUUAAUUACCCUAGUUAUUAUUCUCAGAUUUUACUUAACAGUAUGCACACUAAGAUAAAUAAUAGAGGCGAAGUUAGUUGUGCCAGUUCAUGGAAACAGAACAGUUCAUUUCGCUCCUUCACAUGUUAUUUUCACAGAAAAUAAGAUUGAAUUGUAUAUUGUCAGUUAUCCUUUCGAAAAGACAAGAUUGACUGAAUCCUAACCUUGCAGCCCAUAAAUAAAUAAUGUAAAUAGUAAAUAAUAACAUUAUGAAUUAAAAAGAUUUGACUUCUGAUGAAAGGACUUGUUGAUUAUUAAUCCAGGAUUCUGUCAUCAAGUCUAUUUGUGUAACUGAGGCAAAUCUUUCUAGAAGCCCACAUAUUGUAAACAAGUCCCGUAUGAUACAGUAAAAAAAAUCAGAAAAAUUUCAGUACCACAUGUGGGUAAUGUGUGGGCUUAACAUAUCCCAGCCGCUGCUUAAAACCUCUAUGUAGGUUAUUUCAGAGCUAUAUUGAAUAUCGUAUCUUGUUUGACCGUUGCUCUGCCAAAAUAAGAUUGUUUGCCUUGCUGGCUAAUUAUUGGCAAAAUAAUAUUAUACAGAGUAUUUAGAAAUCCCUAAAACAAGUUUAAUAAUUCACAGACAGACCACAACAGCUUAACUAGUUUGGCAUAGGCGCUAUUGUCUAUGUAUAUUUUAGAAGGACUCCAUUGCCAAAAAGGGUUUAAAUCUAUCAUGUAAUGCUCCUUAUAAGUCUGGUAAGUGACAGUUUGAUUUUGGAAAUUCUAAAUGACUAAAUCUUUACUAUUAUUUAUUGACAUGUUACAGUGAAGUGUGUUUCCCCUAAUUCCCCCAUUUAGUUUCAGUAUUUCCUUUAAAGUAUUGCUGGCAUUUCACAAAUUGAGCAGUGAACAUUAGUAAAUGGACAAGUACUAGAUCCCAAAGUAAAUCUCAUUGCGAACAGCUUUGAACUUUCUUUCUGAUCUGAGUUUGCUUCUGGAAGCAGUUUUUCUGUGUCCGUUUAUGUAAGGCAAGCAUUGUCUGGGUAAUAAUUUUCUGAAUGUUUUUGAGUGCAGUGGGUGUGAAAGGCCUUGUCUGUCCUCAGUUCCAUCGGGCACUAUAGGAAGAAGCCGAAUAACACAAAACAGAAUGACUAAAGAAGACACUUCUGCUGUGGAAGAGGCCCAGCCCUCUGACUUCAGUCCCAUUCAUGAACCCCGCAAGAAACCCAUUGUGCAUCCAUCUGCACAGGCUCCGCUUCCCAAAGACUAUGCGUAUACCUUCUUUGAUCCAAAUGAUCCAGCCUGUACGGAGAUACUGACAGACCCUCGGACCACAAUCCCCGAGCUUUUCGCCAUUAUCCGCCAGUGGGUCCCUCAAGUUCAGCACAAGAUCGACAUUAUAGGCAGUGAGAUUUUGAAGCGAGGUUGCCAUGUCAACGAUCGUGAUGGCCUGACAGACAUGACCCUUCUCCACUACUGCUGCAAAGCAGGCGCUCACGGAGUGGGUGAUCCUGUGGCAGCCCUCCGCCUGUCCAAUCAGCUUUUAGCUCUGGGUGCUGACGUAAAUCUCCGUAGCCGUUGGACCAACAUGAACGCGCUCCAUUAUGCAGCUUACUUUGACGUGCCAGAAUUGAUCCGUGUUUUACUCAAAGCCUCCAAACCCAAAGUGCUCAACUCCACGUGCAGUGACUUUUAUCAUGGAACAGCCCUGCAUAUCGCCGCCUCCAACCUCUGCCUGAGUGCUGUCAAGUGUCUGCUGGAGCAUGGAGCCAAUCCAACCGUCAGGAACGAUAAGAGUCAAGAACCCGCCGAGGUUGUUCCAGACCCCAUGGACAUGAGUUUGGAUAAAGCUGAGGCCGCCAUGGUGGCUAAAGAGCUGAAGCAGGUGUUGCUGGAUGCAGUGCCGCUCAGCUGCAACCUCCCACGUGCCACCCUGCCCAACUACGACAACAUCCCAGGCAACCUCAUGCUCUCCUCCCUCGGCCUCAAGCUCGGGGACCGCGUGGUGCUAGACGACACCAAGACUGGCACGCUCCGUUUCUGUGGCACCACUGAGUUUGCAAGCGGGCAGUGGGUCGGCAUUGAGCUGGAUGAGCCAGAGGGCAAGAAUGACGGAAACGUGGGUGGGAUCCGCUAUUUUAUCUGCCCCCCAAAACACGGGAUCUUUAGUCCUGUGUCGAAAAUCAGCAAAGCUGUUGAACCGAUUUCCUCUUCAGUCGCUUCCACUCCCAAAACUCCUCGCAUGGACUUUUCCCGUGUGACCGGCAAGAUUAAAAAAGAGAAAAAAGAAAAGGAACGAGAAAAGACACAGAGAAAGAAGUCUCUCACUGGAAUGAGUCUGGAUCCUGAUGGAGUAAAGGUUGAGGUUGGGGAUCAGGUGUUGGUGGCAGGCCAAAAGCAAGGAACUGUUCGUUUUUUUGGAAAGACAGACUUUGCUCCUGGGUAUUGGUUUGGUGUGGAGUUAGAACAGCCCACUGGAAAACAUGACGGCAGUGUAUUUGGAGUGCGUUACUUCCACUGUCUGCCUAAAUAUGGGGUUUUUGCACCACCAUCCAGAGUUCAGAGAAUUGGAGGGCCAAAAGAGCCUCAAGGGGUUGGUACACUAAAGAAAGUCCACCAGGUGACUAUGUCCCAGCCUAAGCGUAACUUUAAUGCGAUCCGGUCUCCAAAGGACAUAACAUCUGAGAAUUCCAUAUCAAGCAGGUUGCUGUUCUGUUGCUGGUUCCCCUGGAUGCUGCGUGCAGAGAUGCAGUCCUAAGUCCACUGGUUACAUCUUUAAUUUUAUCUUCCUCCUUUUCUGUUUCUCUUCAUGAUAAAUCAAACCCCCUCUGUAUACUUUCAUUAUUCAUACAUGCUUCUCUCUGUGAACUACCCCGACUGCAGUCAAAAGGAAUGCUGAACACUUCCCACCUCCUUCCACUCCUUUGAUGGCAAUUCAAUUGCAAAAAAAAUAGUGCCUUGUGAAGUAAUGUCCUGCAUUCCAGUUAUUAAAUGACAGAGAACAAAAUUAUUGUUUAUUUCUUCAAAAUAAGGGGAAAUAAUCCCGAUAAAAGCCAUUCAUAUCUCUGUAACUGCUUGGGUAGAUUACUGGCAGUAUUCAUGAUAGGAAAAAUAGGUGUAUAGGCCUUUCUGUGUUUAUUUGUAAAGGUGCUUUUUUGUUUUGUUUUAGAAACAUUUUGCUGCUAUAUUAAGCGCCACUGCUGUCUUACUUUUCAGUAUUUUACGGCAUACAAUCUGGUUCCUAAAGUUAAAAUGCCUUGAAUUAAUUUUAGCAGGUGACUUAUUGGUAUUGAUCUUCUAUAUGCUUCUAGAAAAUAAUUUUAUGCUUUUCAAAUUUCAUGACAAUGUCAGUGUAGUGUAAAAAUAUUAAUGCCGCCAAUUUGGAUAAGAAACAGGGUUUUCCCAUCUGAUCCCAAUGUUUGAAUUUACAAUGACUCUUGCAAAUGUGCACAUUGGAUAUUUGCUGAGAAAUACGCAGACAUUGACAUGUUUUACAGGGCUGAAAUGAGAUCAGAGGCCUGCUUUAGAUUAAUCACUUUUCAAAAUUGUGUAAACUUCAUGUUUUCCUAAAUAAUUAUGUAUUACUCAAAUGAUAAACUGUUAGGAACCUUAUAGUCAUAUGCAAGUUUUGAGAGGAGGAUUGCACAUUUGGUAAUAAACCUCAUCUGACAUACUUGCCCUGUCAUAACAAAAGCGAGGUCAAAGUGUUAUUUUUAAAACCAAAUAAGAAGAAACAAUAAUAAUCAUAUUUCUCUCACCAAAAAAUAAAGAAAAAUCAAGUGCUUAAUACUUUAAAAUUAAGUAUAAUUUGCUUGUAGUAAAACAUUUUUAAAUGAAAGUCAUAUUCAAUGUUCUUAACAACACUUUUGCAUCUAUAGUCUGUACAAAGCGUGUAACACAAACCUACCUAUCCUUUCCCCCAUUCCUGUACUGUUUGAGCUUUAAACAGUUUUGUGAUUGCUCUUUAAAACUCUGAUCGUGAAAAAACGUGUGCUUACUAUACUGUAAUCAGACGUGUGGGUUAUAACAGCAAUAUUUACUAUUACGUCAACAUAUGAAUAUGGAUUGGAACUUUGGCUACUACCACCUAUGGAAGCACUGCAUGAGCACAAGUGUCUGCCCUUAACAGCUGACCUGGGAUCAGCCAAUAGACCAAAUCACCUAUAUGAUCUCAGAGUAGGCAGAUUAAGGAGAAAAUACAACAGCUUUCACUCUCAUUAACAACCUUGUUGCAAACACAUGGUGAACUGGACUGAUCUUCAAAAAAGAGCUAAACUUGCAAAAUUGAAAAUGUACUGCUUCAACAAGUCAGAGCUUUUGAUUUCUUCAGCUUUCAUGUCACUCGUCAUUGAAGAAUUACUGUGUUUGUGUGAUAGGAUAGUAAUUAGAAUAGUAUUCUUUUGAUGGAGUACAAACAUCUGCUCACAACAAACCUUAAAUUGUGUAUUAUCAGUUUGAUGAAACCUGUUGUGACUUAUUCUCUUAUGGUGACUUGUAUCAUCUUAUAUCUCACUGUUAUAAAAUUAUAUAUCAGGACUGUAGUCACAUUCCAUUUUUUGCCAAAAGGAGAGCAAAAGGUGUACAUGAGCAUAUCAUAUGUUCAGUAAGUAAAUCACAAUGCUCCGCUCGUCCUCUUUCAAGCUUUUUGUUUGAGAAGUGACAUUAAGCAUUGGUACUUUCUGUCAUUUUUUGGUUGGGUUAUUUAAUUGGUACAGUUAAUUUGUAAACAUUAAUUUGUCCAAAAAUCUCUAUAUUUUAUUAAUUUCACAAGGUAAUUUUUUAACGUUGUGUUUUCAUGUUAAGUAUACUCUGUAAAUCAGAUUAAUGUGGCUUUUCAUAAAUUAAAUUCUGAAUUUGAUGGAAAACAUUACUGUACUGCAUGCUGUGUAUACAUUUGCGGGUUUCUUUUUCCUACAGUGUAUCAGCAUGAAUAAGCUUAAUAAUUCAAGUAAAACUAUCCUGACUGUGGAUAUAUGACUAAUAAACAUGUAAUGUUUUAUA
Molecule: messenger RNA, 5479 nt
Organism: Triplophysa dalaica
Lineage: Eukaryota; Metazoa; Chordata; Actinopteri; Cypriniformes; Nemacheilidae
Gene: clip3
Product: CAP-GLY domain containing linker protein 3
Exons: 14
Coding region: 1626-3236 (536 amino acids)
Biological process (GO): cytoplasmic microtubule organization
Cellular component (GO): nucleus; microtubule plus-end; cytoplasm
Molecular function (GO): microtubule plus-end binding
Source: RefSeq, a predicted model, not a curated record